AUGUCACCCAUGCCAGCUGCUAGCGGGGCAAGCAAGAAGGACAGCGGCUUGGCGCGCACACUGGGCUCUGCCACUGCAGGCAUUGCCGAGUUGACGGUGUUUCACAGCGUUGACACGGUAGCAAAGAGAUUGAUGUCCAACAAGACGUCUGUGAAAGAUCAAGGUUUCAACAAGGUCGUCUUUAGAGAAUUCGCCAGUGCGAGUGCAGGCCGAAAAUUCCUCUCGCUCUUCCCUGGUAUCGGCUACGCAGCAGGCUACAAGAUCACCCAGAGGAUCUACAAGUAUGCCGGACAACCCUACGUGAACGACUACCUCAACGCGAACUAUCGAGGCUCAUUUGUGGGGAUAUUCGGCGAGAAGAACGGAAAGGCAAUGAUGCAGGCUACUGCUGGUAGUAUCAUCGGGAUAGGAGAGAUAUGGCUCUUGCCGCUCGAUCGACUAAAGAUCAUCAGACAAACGAAUCCAGAAGUUUUGCAAGGAAGGGGGUUGUUCAAAUUGAUCGCAGAUGAGGGCUUGGGACUCUACAAGGGCGCAGGCUGGACAGCAGCGCGGAAUGCGCCGGGCAGCUUUGCGCUUUUUGGCGCCUCUGCAGCUACGAAAGAUUUCAUGGGCAUCACAGAUUACAGCAAAGCGACUUGGACGCAAAACUUCAUCGCUUCCAUUGCGGGAUCAGUCGCAUCCAUCGGUAUCUCCCAACCUAUCGACUUGAUCAAGACGCGCAUUCAGAACCAGGACUUCAAGACAGGCACGGGUGGUGUCGUCAUCAUCAAAGAUCUGAUCAAGAACGAAGGCUUCAGCGCCUUUUUCAAGGGCUUUGUGCCAAAGGUCCUCGUCGUUGGGCCCAAGCUCGUUUUCAGCUUCACAGUAGCGCAAAGCAUGAUCCCGAUGUUUACGAACAUGGUCCGUUGUGUGUCACUGAACGGAGCACGACUGAUCGUGCAAAACCUGGACAGGGUCUAUGAUGAUCUCCAGCAAUCGCAAGGAAACACCUCUCACGGGCGCAGGACUUGUACGGUCUUCUUCAUUGUAUGCUCUACAACGGCGUGUCUACUCGUCACUUUUCUGUCUGUGCUUUCCCGUCUCACAUACGCACUCUGCACAUCUUUCAAUGGGGCUCGAUCAGAGAUGAGCUUGAGCCUUGUCAGAGUUCUCGGACGAUUUGUCUUCAAAGAUAUCGAAGCCAGCCAAGCUCGAAAAGUCUACAGCUCGCUUUGCUUCGCCGCGCUCGAUGAUGGACUGCACCUCCUGUUCGAGUGCUUGGAAAUCUUCCUUUGA
Molecule: messenger RNA, 1275 nt
Organism: Mixia osmundae IAM 14324
Lineage: Eukaryota; Fungi; Basidiomycota; Mixiomycetes; Mixiales; Mixiaceae
Exons: 7
Coding region: 1-1275 (424 amino acids)
Cellular component (GO): mitochondrion
Molecular function (GO): guanine nucleotide transmembrane transporter activity
Source: RefSeq, a predicted model, not a curated record